AUGGCCGACGAGACUGCUUCACGGCGAUGGCGCUUCCAUUCCGAGAUUGUCACCGUCAAGAUCGGACAGAAUCCAACCGAAAACUUCUUUAUCCACGAAGGAACCCUCAAGCAGCACUCUGACUUCUUCAAGGCCGCCAUGGACAAGAAAUGGAAGGAAGGCCAGUCGAUGGUCAUUGAGCUGCCAGAAGACAAGUCUGAGGUUUUCUCCCACUACGCAGAUUGGCUCUAUUGCGGUGUUUUGAGCCCUGUAAGCUUCGACGUGGAUGAUACUGAGGGGCGGACUCUGAACAAAGCGAGCUCCUACAACGACCUCCUGGCUGAGAUGUAUGUGUUCGGCGAGAAAUUUCUAAAUCCGAGAUUCUGCGACGCCGUUAUGUGCGCAAUGUGCAAGAACGCUCAGUACACCAUACCAGACAUGUGCACUAUCGAGAUCAUAUAUAAUGGCACCAACUCGACGUCUCCUGUUCGCCGCUAUCUGGUCGAAUAUUGGUUGUCACAGAGUCUGAAAUACGGCGAGCUCACCAUUUACGAGGAUGAGGAGGACAGGCUUCAUCCCCAAUUCGCGAUAGAACUCCUGCGCGCUUUCAUGACACAGCCAAAAAAGGGGGCUUAUUAUUGGGACCCAGGAUCAGAGCCCAGGAAGGCAUGGUUGAAAGUCAAGUGA
This is a messenger RNA of Ramularia collo-cygni, 666 nucleotides long. RefSeq lists its product as uncharacterized. The record is from RefSeq and is a predicted model, not a curated record. Gene Ontology annotation, molecular function: protein binding. The transcript has 2 exons. NCBI's taxonomy places the organism in Eukaryota, Fungi, Ascomycota, Dothideomycetes, Mycosphaerellales, Mycosphaerellaceae. Bases 1 to 666 code for a protein of 221 amino acids.